AUAAUUUCCCAAACAGAAGGGCUUGAGCUAAGCAGAGAGGGAGAGCUGUGCAGGCACAGAGGGAGACAGAGAGAGAAUAAGAAACAGGGGGAGGCCAAACCUGCCCCCAAGGCUUCUUGGGCAUCUGGACAAGAAUUUCUUUCGAUGCCUUGAAUACUACCAGAGGGGAGCUGGGCUUUCCCCCCCUUUGAGCCAGCCACCUCUCCCUUGGCGCCUUUUUCACCGCAGGAUGUUGCCUGGGGUCCUCCUGCUGGGUUUUGCGUCCUUCCCGUGGGUUUGGGGCUCUCCGAGGUGCCAAUGCCGCUGCACCUGCCUCCCGGAGCCCGCCGAAAAGGCCCUGCAGGUCUCGCCGCGCAGGCAGAGCCGGCACCUGCGGCACAGCCACCCACCUAGGCAGAGGCACAGGCUGAGAGGUUCAAGGUCUCGCUCUGAGGAAUUUUUGCCGCAGAUCCUCGAUCACCCAUCUGACCUUGUGGUUCGCUGGGACCAGCCGGCAACCCUGCGCUGCCGCGCCGCUGGGAACCCAGUGCCCACGAUUGAGUGGUAUCGCAAUGGGGAAUAUGUGAAAACCAACAAAGACGAUGCCACCUCCCAGCGCACUCUCCUGCUCGAUGGAUCCCUCUUCUUCCUCCGCCUCAGCCAGAAGAAAGGAAAAUCGGACGAAGGGAUAUACAGCUGCCUGGCCAGAAACCAUCUUGGUACAGCUGUGAGUAAGAAUGCUUCACUUUAUGUAGAAGCACUUCAGGAAGAGUUUCGGCUUCAUCCCAGUGACUUGACGGUAACAACUGGAGAACGUUUCUUGCUAGAGUGCAUGCCCCCAAAGGGACAUCCUGAGCCAGUCAUCUCAUGGAAGAAGAAUGGAGUUCCAAUAAAUGUGGAAAGUGGUCAUUAUGAGGUUGCCAAAGGAAGGCUUCUGGUGUCCCAUGCUCUGAGGAGUGAUUCAGGAACAUACAUUUGUAUGGCCAGCAACCAAGCAGGAGAGAGAGCUAGCAGAGAAGCAGUGGUCUCUGUCUGGGAAAAACCAACAUUCAGCCGACGACCUAAUGAUGUUCAAGCCAAACCUGGCAGCACGGUGCAGUUCAUGUGUGGGAUCCAUGGAGACCCAACCCCAGUGGCACAAUGGCACAAGGAGGAUGGAGACCUGCCUGCAGGAAGGUAUGAAGUAAGCCAAGAAAACAUCCUUCAGAUUCACGAGCUGACAAUAAAUGAUGCAGGCAAAUACAUCUGCACUGCUCAUAAUGAUGCAGGAAUGAUCUCUGCCAAAGCAACUUUAACAGUUGAGGAUCCACUGGACACCGGUCAGAGGGAGCAGGAUGCAUCAAAAGAUGCCCCAAAGGAAGCAACGGGUGCCAGAGUUUACCUCAUUAAUGUCACUGCCGUCCCUUCUGCUCCAGCAGCCCAUCUGCACUGGAAGCUCAUCCCUACCAGCCAGAUCAAGAAUGUAGAAAGUUUUGUGGUCUUCUACCGCUCUCUGCUGCCUCUGAUCACAGAUUGGGCUGAAUGGAAUGUGCCAAGAGACCACCGUACUAUUGUUGCAGGACUUGAGAGAGGCUAUACCUAUGAAUUCAAGGUGCGACCAUAUUCAGAGAAAGGCCAUGGCUUGGACAGCAACAUGAGACACCUCUGGAUCCCAGAAGAAGUGCCUAGUGGUGCUCCUCAAAGCAUCAGCAUCACUACAUUUCAAGAUGGGAAUGGGACGGUGAUAAUUCACUGGGCACCUCCUCCACAUGAAACACACAAUGGCAUCAUUAAAGCCUACCAGGUCUGGGUCUUGGGCAAUGAAACUCAUCAUGGAUUCAAUAAGACAGUCGAUGCAGGAACACAUAGCCUGGAAGCAACGGGACUGAUUAACAGACUAAAGUACUGCGUCCAAGUAGCAGCAGUCAACGGAGCAGGAAUUGGCAUGGCUAGUAAUCCAGUAUGCAGUGCAGCAGAGUCUUCAGUGGGGAAGAUGGCAAAGACCUCAGACACCUUGGCCAGCAAUUACAUCCUGGAAGUGGUGCGCCAGCCUGUCUUCAUUGCCAGCAUGGGCUCGGCUCUCUGGAUCAUGCUGAUGGUGCUGGCUGUUUACGUUUGCCAGCAGGAAGCCAGGCAAUACAGUGCAAGGCGGCAGUAUGCCCUUGGUGAAGGUUUAUAUAGGAAUGCAAGUGAUGACACCAUCAUCAAACACAGGGUGGAUUCCAGUGAUUCUCCUUGGCUUUCAAACACUUGGAAAUCAACAUCAGGUUCUAAGAAUUACAGCACCAGCAGCAGCUUGAGUAGCCAGCUUCUGUGGACAGAGCCCAAAGACAGCCAGGAAUUGCACAAAUCUACAGUAUCCUUUGACAGACAGAGCCAAGGUUCUCACAGCCAGACAGUCCCUUUGGUGCCUGACAGCAGGAACAGCAGCUUGUAUGGAGCCCUGUAUGUGGACCUUCCAGCAAAAGACCCCAAAACCUUCUAUGGCACUUCGCUGCCACCUCCCCUUUCCAGCUCCAGCCUGCCUACUAUGGAAACAACACAAGCUGCUGGCCAGAGCCUCACCACACUUUGUGCCCCGAACUUGGGGGUGAAUAACACUGAUGUCAGGGGAAGAGCUCAAAAAGAGUCCUGGAAGACAGCUGCUCUUCUGCCCCCAAAUCUCAUAAUCCAGGGACCCUGGGAUAAAUACAGCAAGAAAGAGCUGCAGCAAGUGCAUAGCACUCCCAUGCCACUGCCCAGCUUCUCAGGAGACUGGAACCAUCAAGGCAUCCAAGGCAGCAGUCCCAGCUCAAGAAAGCAACAAAGACUCCAUGGGGAAACUAAAAAGGUAGUGAAAAAAAACCACAGCUCCCCAAGGUUUUUGCAGCACAGUGCUUCAAAGAGCAUUGCUGGUUUGCUGUUGCCACCACCGCCACCCAUCCCUCCAGGCUUUCAAGCUCCCCAAGAGCACAACAUCCUGCAAGAAUGUACCUGCACUUGCUACUUGGAUCCUGACAUGGAUCGGGCAUCCCAGCACCAGGACGAAGUCUCCCAGAAAGCGGCCAGUGAGUCCCGGGAAGGAAGCCAGACCAUCCCCACGCUGCCGUACAGCCACCUUUCUUCCGCCUCCAUCUCUCUAUCACUUAAUGAAGACAGAGAAACAGUCCUCACCCCAGAAGACGUGGCAGAGUACCUGGAGCUCAGCGAGGAAGCAGAACAUCAUAGGCAGCACAACGACGGCAUGCCUGCUACUCCACAUACCUUCGCUUCGUCUGAUACCUAUGGCUAUAUUUGCAGCCCACUGGCUUCAGAGCUGCUUGAAAAUGAUGAUGACGACCCCAACAUGGAGGGCGGUGGAGGCCGUGCCACCAAGUUCUUCCGCGGUUUCUGCCGAACGCCUUCUUCCAGCCUGAGUGAAGACGAAGCCUCACUGGGUGGCUCCCUCUUGAACGGAUGGGGCUCUGUCUCGGAGGACAACGGCACCAGCACCCGCUGCAGCCUGAUCAGCUCUUCCGAUGGCUCCUUUCUCAUGGAUGCCAGUUUUGCCCAGGCUUUGGCUGUGGCGGUUGACAGUUUCUGUUUUGGGCUGACUCAGAGAGAGGUUGACAAGGCACUGACAGACUUUUUGCCUUCUGCCUCUCCUCUCAAUGGACUCCUGCAUCCAUACACUUCCACAGGAAGCUCAGAGGAAGUGCAACAGAAGCCAGGCUCGCAAGCGCUUUCUGUGUGGGAGUGGAGCACAGAUUGGGUGGAUGAGAUGGAAAGCAAGUAUUCACAGGAAGCUGAGAACUGGAACAGCCUUCCCAAACUGGUAAAGGGAAGGAUGGCAGCCUUGGGAGAGGCCCAGCCCCUCACCACUUCUGCCGUACAAGGAGGAAAUGGGACCUGUGUGUCUAAUGUGAUCAACUAUCCAGCCACGGUACCUGGUGCCACUCAGCCAUCUCCAGCAAAUAUCCCGGAUCGUGGGCCAGAAACCUUUCCCGUUGUGAAUGGAAACAAGGACCAAGCAAUGGAAUGAUUCAGUGUGCAAAAUAAAGGGCUAGAGAAAGAAAACAUUGAAAAGUAUGGCAGUGAUCAAAAAGUAGUAAUGGUGUACAAAAAGCAAAGCCAAUUGUGCCCUAAGCAGGCUUCUUCCAGUAUUUCCUCAAAAGGGAUUUGCUGGGGUGAGCCAACCAGGAUUUAAACUGUUAACAUCUCCUGCUAUCCUGCCAUCAAUCAAGGAGCCUCAUUCGAUUGCAUUCCUUCUUCCAGUUACAAAGGACUUCUGUGGAUGGCUCUGGGCCAGGAAGGGGAAUGACUUGUUUUCCAACUGAUUCUAUGCCCAUCAGCAAAGUGAACUAACUCCUCAGAACUGCAACUGGACUCUUCUCUUGUGACUGCCUUAUCGCAGGGAAAAAGAAAAACAACUUUUCUCUCCUAUUCUUCCCUAACCUUGUUUAUAGUACUCACAAGAAAAGGAACAUGCCUAUAUCACUUUCUGCUAGAUAGCUUUGCAACUAAUUCAGACUAUAUUACACAGCCAGUCUGCUUGAACCUAGAAGUAAGCUGCUCAACAUGAGGGAUGUUGGGUGUUUCCAAAUCAUGUUUUGCCAGGCAAUCACCAUGCCCAGAUGUCUUCAUCUUCAUUUAAUAAUCUUCCUAUAUUUUCCCAACACUGCUUCCAUGAAGGAAAAAAAAAUCAAUUAAUGAGGAAAGAACAGCAAAGCAGCUGAUGUCUUCUGUUUUGGAGCAUUACACAUUCCCCAGUUAAAAAAAAUUUCAGUUCUCAUGACUGGAUAAAUAUGCAUAGAACUGGACAGUCACUAUCAGAGAUGGCAACUAUUUUCUCUAACAUUUCCAUCACUUUCGGCUGAUGCCUUUUUAAGGCUUCUGUAGCCUUUCCCACAACAAUUUGAUCUGCAACACCAAAUGGAUGAUCUCCGUAGCUGUGCACCAGAAGAGUAUCAUCUCUAGGUUUUUGCAUGUUAAACACACUAUAAAUGCAAGCCAGACCAGUUUUAAUUUUUCUUGCUCUCGUCGGCUGGCAGCUCUACAGAGGCCUGAUCAUCAGAAUCGCCUCUGAGGUGGAGAUCAGUGUCAGGAUAAUGAAGAACAAUCCUUUGGGUUUUUCAUUGUUGGCUUCCCUCCCAGGAUCCAUCAGUCUGUGCCACCAUCUGGGUUGCCAAUUUCCAAGGGCAUUUCUGUGAUGCAGAGGAGAAGCUCGCUGUUUCUGAUCGAAUAUUUAACCAUUACGCAAGGUUGUGAAUUCGUAGGGGUUGGAUUGGAAUCUGUCCUGCACACAAGGAAACAGCCUUUUCUCUUCAAAAAUGGAGAGAAGAAACUAUCUCCAAAAUAUAUGCUGAGGGGAUGACUGGCUAAUUAUUUUUCUAAGAUGGUUGGGUCAACUUUUUUCCCCUUUUGCUGUUUUGCAUUCUUCAAGUGAACUUUCCAUGUUGUGGGAAAGGCCUUCUUCCUUUCAGACUUCUGCUGUACUAAUUUUGCCAGAUUGUGGCACUGCUACUAACCAUUGUGUGUAUGGCCUUACUGUGUAAAUAAAUGGAAAGUUUUCCAGAGUGGCA
Anolis carolinensis (green anole) is the source of this 5498-nucleotide messenger RNA. RefSeq names its product roundabout guidance receptor 4 (gene robo4). Gene Ontology annotation, molecular function: protein binding. Gene Ontology annotation, biological process: cell-cell adhesion. Lineage: Eukaryota; Metazoa; Chordata; Lepidosauria; Squamata; Anolidae. The transcript is spliced from 20 exons. The coding region runs from base 230 to 3958 and encodes 1242 amino acids. The record is from RefSeq and is a predicted model, not a curated record.